This is a messenger RNA of Entrophospora candida, 2083 nucleotides long. The record is from the annotation of a GenBank genome assembly. NCBI's taxonomy places the organism in Eukaryota, Fungi, Glomeromycota, Glomeromycetes, Entrophosporales, Entrophosporaceae.
AGAAGAAAAUAAAAGAGCACGUGUUGAUUUGUAUCAAUACGAAGGUGUUGAUGAAUUUCAACAAAAAGAAGCUCUUACCAGUAGAAUAAACAAUAUCAUCAAAGAUUAUUAUCAUGAUGAUAUUGUUUUUCAAGAGUUUCUCCAAAAUGCUGAUGACACCAACACAACAAAGUUUUCAGUAAUUAUCGAUAAAAGUAGUUAUAAAAUAGAUAAUCUAAUAACAGAAGAUCUAAGACAUUGGCAAGGACCCGCUAUUCUAAUUUAUAAUGAUAAGGUUUUUACUGAAGACGACUUGGAAAAAUUGGUGGAAUUAGGCAUUGGUAGCAAAUUAGACAAAUAUGAAAAGAUUGGAAGAUUUGGAUUAGGAUUUAAUACCUGUUAUCAUUAUACAGAUUUACCAAGUUUUAUUACUGGAAAACAUAUUGUCAUAUUUGAUCCACACCAAAAAUACUUGACAGGUCCAGGCAUUAAAUUUAAUUUUGUGGAUAGUAGGAAUGACAGGAAUGAUAUGUUCCAAAGAUAUCAUAAUCAGUUUGCGCCUUUUGAUAAUUUUGCUCUAGACAAUAAUGAAGAAAAAUCUUUUCAACUUAGAGAAAGAAAAGAAUUCAAAGGAACACUAUUUAGAUUGCCACUUAGAACCAAAGAUAUCACAAGCAAAAUUUCCAACAAAAACCAUGAUAUCAUUAAAAUAAGAAAUACUUUAAUGAAUUAUAGAUAUAGGGCAUUAUCAGAAUUGAUAUUUCUAAGAAAUAUUAAGUCAAUGGAAGUUUAUGAAAAAUUGAGCAAUGACUUUUUGUUAACGUUAAAAUGGAAAGUGGAGAUGUCCAAAAUUUCUAAUAUGGAGCUUAGACAAAAUCUUGGUAAAUCACUUGGUUCAUCUUGUCUAUUGACUAAGCUUUUUGAGCACAAUGUUGAUGACGAGGUAGCAUCAACAAAUUGGCUAAUAUGUUCCAGUAGUAGGAAUGAAGAAAUUGAAAAUGAACACCUCAGAAAUUAUUCAGAGGAAAAUCAUCUGAGCCAUUCAUCCGGAAUUGGAAUAUUGCUUGAUUAUAGUUGUGAACCAGCAGCAAAACGACAUAUCAAAUUAAGUGGAAAGUUAUAUUCAAAUUUGUCUUUGUCCGUUGAGGGAACAGAUCUUCCAUUCAAUUUGAAUUCAUGUGGCUGGGGUUUAUCAUCAGAUAGAAACAUUCAACUAACACAACAAUUCAUAAAUGUUGGAGAUGGUGAUGUUAAAGUAAAUAAAGUUACCUGGAACAAUUUUAUACUCAGUGAAAUUUUGCCAACUGUUUACAUCAAGUCGAUGAAACAUCUAGUUGAACUAAUUGAUGCCAAUGAUUAUGACCACAUGAAAGAUCAAGUCUUGAAGUUAAUUAGUGAAAAUGAUGAAAGCACAUUUUGGAGCGAGUUGGGUGGUGGUAGAUUUGUUAAGUUUAGUGAAGCUCACAUUGGAGAUGAUAAUAAAGUCGGAAAAGUCAUUAUUGAUUAUCUUUUGGAUAAUGGUAAAGUGGUAGUUGUAUUAGAUGAUGAAAAGGCCAAAGUUUUUGACAAUCUGGAAAUUGAAUACAAGAAAAUCGAUGCAAAAUUGGUCAAGGAUGUUUUAAGUGAACAUGGAUUCGCUAACAAAGAUUUGGAGUAUUCAUCAAAAAUCGAUUUGUUAAAAUAUAUACUAAAAGAUGGAAAAUACAAUGAUCUUGAUGGCAUUCCUUUAGUUCUAUUAUUUGAUGAUUCAUUUGGUACUUUUGGUCAAAGUUACUUUUCACUCACAACAAAUGAACAAAUAGAACUAUUUCCCAAAGGAAGCAAAAAUCAUUUUAUAUCAAUUGACAUGCUUAAAAAGAUUGGAUUAUUUGACAUGUUCAACAGUGAAGAUUUCCAGGAAUCUAUAAAUAUUAGACAUUUUAACUCUUCAACAAUAUCAACUGUUCUCGAGGCUGAUUUGCCAAAGAAUAAUUGUAUAAAUUAUGAUCCAGAUUCAUCAGAAAUACCAAACUGCUCAUGGCUUGGCAAAAUAUGGAAUCAUAUUAACACGGAUGUAAAUGUUGACACAAGUGGAUUGGCAUCUUAUCCCCUAAUUGAAAUUUGA